AUGACAUAUCCUUUAAUGGACUUUUCGAAAAGAGAAUUGGAUCCGUUUACAUCGCGGCAGCAUUUGCUUCAUCAUACAUAUUCUCCCCUAAUCUCGUUGCAAUCCACGAUUAAUGCCGACUUGUUACUCCAAUCAGCUCUUGAACAAAAUGACAAGGACAUUGAGAAUGUCGUUAAUGAUGAUGGUCACGUUGAUGACGUUGAAGGCGACGUUGAUGAUGUUGAUGUAAAUGAUGAUGAUGGCAGCAGAACCGAUGUCAAGAGCUCCGGCUUCAAGAAUGUGCUGACUUCAGCCUUACAGAUCUUUAGACCAUUUGGAAACAAUGUGAGAUACAGCAUACCAAAUCAACAGUUUAAAAUUACCAAUAACCAAUUAAUCACAAAGACAUAUGCUAGCUUCCCCGUGAGAUUUGAGCCAACGUUACUGGAACUAUUGUCUAUCUCUACGGCACAGCAGAUGCAAGCAAGUACAUCUCAAGCAGCACAUACAUCUGAUGUGUCGUCUGCAACUGCUGCAUCUUCCUCGGAUAGGCUUUCAAAUAGUGGGUCGCUACCUCCCAUCCAACAAAUGACAUCUUCCCCGCAACUACAACAACUAUUCAGUAUAUCAUCAUUAGAAAAAUAUCUUCGUCACUUGGCCAAUAAAGAUCAAAUAGGCGUAGAUGAAAUCAAAACUACCAUUCUGGAAAACAAUGACGCUGGUGCAGAUGAUUUAUAUUUAACAUUCUUUGACAAGAUCAUCACUUCAAACAGGAUUACACCAUUUGAAACAUUUAAUCAUCCCAUCAGCCACCUAUUUGUGAUUAAUUAUGAAAAGGACUCUAUUGACGACUUGCGCCUGUCAAUUGUUAAAUUUCGAAACUAUAAUUUCCCCAAAUAUUUCCAAAUUGAUGAUUUAUUAAUGCAUGUUUUCGUUGUUUACAACCCAGGUGAGGUGAAGAUCAAUGACGUGAUGACUACGCAAUCUGAAAUUAAAAAGAAACUAAACAUUAACAGCACACUAUUACCAGUUGCUGAGAAUAAAUCCAAUGAGUAUGUUGAAAUAUCUACUGUGGAGAAUUGCACAAUUGAAGAAGAUAUCCAAAGGCUUUCAUUUAGGGACCCAAGUACAAAUUUGAACAUAUCCAAACCAUUAGACUCAGCAAUCCGUGGAAGCAUUUAUGAGUUUAUCAACAAGUAUUUGAUUCCCCACAUGCAAACGAAAAUCCGCGCUUGGGAUGAUCAAUUUCUACAACCCAAAAAGUCCAUUGCUGGUCGUUUUUUCUCGGCCUCGAGGAAACUUUUCAACAAUAAUAGUGAUUCAAAUUUACUUUCUUCCGUCUCCUCGUCGUCUGGAUCUGCGUCUCACUCGAUACCAUCGACACCUGCAUCAUUCAAUUUUGCAGAGAAUUUCUACUACAAGUCGACACCAGAACAGUCAAUCCGUAAGCUUGCAGAUUGGUCGUUAAUACUUCGAGAUUUUAAAUAUGCUUACUCAACAUAUGAUCUUGUAAAAAAGGACUAUAGUAAUGACCGUGCAUGGAUAUAUGUUGCCUCUGCGCAAGAAAUGUGUAUUGUAUCACUCCUCUUGGCACAAACUCAACAAAUGCCAAAUCCAUCCCUGCGACCUCAGCCACCGGAUAAAAACACUUUAAGGAAGAUUAGACACGAUAUAAUUGAGCCGUUUAUGGACAACUUGUGCUAUACUUUCAAGUCUCGAUUCAAUUUGAAAACUUAUUGUUUUAAAAGCCAAUUGAUGGUGGUUGAACUCCUAUUGGCAAUGAGUCAGAUGUACAACCUUGCGUGGUGGUGGCAAGACCUUAUAGAGAAGUACUUACUCCAGCUUUUGGGCGACUUUAGCCAACACUUGAGUGCUGUUAAUGCGCUGCAAUGGCUGCUGCUGCCGUUAAGUUACUCAUUGAUUAAAGCUGUAUUAUCAGAAAGAAUCGGUUAUACAAAUGCAAGUUUUUACAAAGUUUCCGAAAUAAUGGGAACAAAAGCGCCACUGGAUAUUGAAGGAAAGACACUCGAGGAACAAGGAAUGUACGUUAAUAAACAAAAGCUAUUGCCCAUUCAAUCAACUGCGGGGUUAACACGACUUCGCAAGGCUGCAUUAUGGUAUUUGAUCUCGAUAAGGGAAUGGAAGCUGGCGAAUAACAAAUCGAAAAACUAUUAUAACUUAUUAGAGGCUGUUGAGAAUAUCUACAGAGAUGGUUGUAGUGAUUAUAAAGACGAUUUGAUGUGGUUUAAUAGAAAAGAUACAUUAUUUAGCAUAUUUAAAGAGUAA
Messenger RNA from Lodderomyces elongisporus, 2265 nucleotides. RefSeq names its product Gsg1p (gene GSG1). Gene Ontology annotation, cellular component: TRAPPIII protein complex. The transcript has 2 exons. Bases 1 to 2265 code for a protein of 754 amino acids. Lineage: Eukaryota; Fungi; Ascomycota; Pichiomycetes; Serinales; Debaryomycetaceae. The record is from RefSeq and is a predicted model, not a curated record.